AGUUGGAUCUCCCCGAGUUUUGCUCUCGAUUGCGUUAUUGUUGGGCGAAAGCAAGUCUCCGCGGAUGGAGGAGAGGGCCGAGAAUUCUCCGCGACGAGGUCAAGGGCGUUGCCACGAUAGAGCUCGAGUGAGAGACGCGGAGGAAGGGCGAGGGAGGAAGACAGCUCUCCUCCCCCUUUCUCUUCGUCUUCCCUGCGAGUUGGAGCAAGAUCCUGCGCUUCUUCGCAGGGCCUUGGCCGUCUCCGUCAACCUUCGACCCGGUCGAUUAUUGGUUGAAUUGAUUGCUAGGAUGAGCGAAUUCCCUGCCAGUUGAAGAGGAAGGAUUUAAUUAACUGUGUCAGAUAGGAGAAACAUCCUAAAUUUUAUGCGCCAAUAGAAGCACUCUUGGGUGAUGCAAAGGUCGUGUACAUAGAUUGGCUAAGAAGUAUACAAGAUGGGUGUGAUAUCAAGGAAGAUUUUUCCUGCAUGUGGCAACCUUUGCUGUCUCUGUCCUUCACUGAGGACACGAUCUAGGCAACCAGUGAAGAGGUACAAGAAGCUGCUAGCUGACAUUUUUUCUCAAUCUCAGGAUGAAGAGCCAAAUGAUAGAAAAAUUGGGAAGUUGUGUGAAUAUGCGUCUAGAAACCCACUUCGCAUUCCAAAGAUAACAGAAUAUUUGGAGCAGAAGUGUUACAAGGAAUUGAGAAGUGAACACUUUGGCUAUGUUAAGAUUGUGACGUGCAUCUACCGUAAAUUGGUGAUUACUUGCAAGGAGCAAAUGCCUCUGUUUGCAAGUAGCCUACUGAGCAUCCUACAGAAUCUUUUUGAUCAAACAAGACAACAAGGAGUGCAGACUCUAGGUUGCUAUACACUUUUUGACUUUAUUAAUAGCCAGGUGGAUGGCACAUACCAGUUCAAUUUAGAAGGUCUGAUUCCUAAAUUAUGCAGUAUAGUUCAAGAAUUGGGGGAUGAUGAGACAGCUUGCUGUUUCCGUGCAGCAGGACUUCAAGCUCUAUCUUCAUUGGUUUGGUUUAUGGGAGAGCAUUCGCAUAUCUCAGCAGAAUUCGACAGUAUUGUUUUUGCUGUCUUGGAGAACUAUGGAGACACCAAAAGAAAAUCAGAGGAUGACCAACAAAGUGAACAGAACCGGGAUGAAAAGAACAGCCCUAGCUUUUGGUCUAGGGCUUGUUUACAUAACAUGGCAAAGCUAGCCAAAGAAGCAACUACUAUGCGGCGUGUUUUGGAGUCUUUAUUUCGUUAUUUUGAUAAUAAUGGAUCAUGGUCUGCACAAAAUAAUCUGGCUCGAUGUGUCAUGUGUGAUAUGCAGUUAUUGAUGGAAAAGGAUGGGCAAAAUCCAAAUCUACUGAUAUCGAUAUUGGUCAAGCACCUUGAGCACAAGACUGUUUUGAAACAACCUGACAUUCAGUUGAAUAUAGUUGAAGUUACGGCUAGUCUUGCUGAGCAGUCCAAAACACAAGCAUCUGUAGCAAGUAUUGGAGCAAUAAAUGAUCUUGUGAAACAUUUACGUAAGUCCAUCAUGCAUUGUACACUUGGUACUAAAGGUAUUGGGGACGACAUCAUCAAAUGGAAUGACAAUUUCCGCAAAGCAGUAGAUGAGUGCAUCGUUCAGUUAUCUAAAAAGAUUGAUGAUGCUGGGCCCGUUCUCGACAUGAUGGCCGUUAUGUUAGAGAAUCUGCCAUCAAAUUUGACAAUGGCGAGGUCAACUAUUGCUGUGGUGUAUCGUACUGCUCAGAUAAUUGCAUCUGUUCCAAAUUUAGCAUAUAGGAAUAAGGCAUUUCCAGAGACUCUGAUGCAUCAAUUGCUCCUAGCAAUGGUUCACCCUGAUCAUGAAACGCGUGUGGGUGCUCACCGUAUAUUCUCUGUUGUUCUUGUUCCAUCUUCUGUGUCUCCUCAACUUAAUUCACUAUCUCCAGAAUCACUAAAAGACAUUGAUCUUCAGAGAACACUCUCAAGAGCUGUUUCUGUCUUUUCAUCGUCAGCUGCUCUGUUUGAAAAACUUAGAUGGGAAAAGGUAUCUGCGACAGAAAAAACUUACCGACAAAAUAUGAGCAGAGCUCCUAGUCAUGAUGAUGUGAAGCUUGUUAUGCUGCAAUCAUCUCAAAGCCGUACUCGUAGCAUGAAAGGACGUCGAUCUUUAACAGCAGAUUGUAUUCCAGUGAACAACUCGAAUAAGGAUUCGGUUCUUUUAAGAUUGAGCAGUCGUCAAAUCACACUUCUUCUUUCAUCAUUUUGGGCCCAGGCUAUGUUUCCUGAAAAUACUCCAGAAAAUUUUGAAGCAAUUGCUCAUUCUUAUAGUCUGACAUUGUUGUUUACUCGAGCAAAGUCAUCAAUCCACGAGCCUCUUGCACGGAGUUUUCAGCUUGCCUUUGCUUUAAGAAACAUUUCACUUGCAGGGGGAUCACUGCCGCCAUCACGUCGGCGCUCCCUACUUACUCUAUCCACAGCUAUGUUCAUAUUUGCUUCAAAAGCAUUCAACAUAGUUCCCCUUAUUCCGAUUGUGAAGUCAGCCAUCAAUGAGAAAACAGUUGAUCCAUUUCUCCAAUUGGUUGAAAACUCCAAACUUCAAGCUGUGAAAACUACAUUUGACAAUUUAUUGGGAGCUUACGGGUCACAAGAAGAUGAUAACAAAGCAUCAAUAUCUCUCCAGGCCGUGGAAGUAAUAGAAGGCCUGACUAAAGAAUCCAUAGUUUCUGUGAUCAUGAACAGCUUUACUGAUUUAUCAGAGUCAGAGCAAUCCGACAUAAGAAACCAAUUGCUACUCGAUUUCAUGCCUGAUGAUGUUUGUCCGCUUGGGCCGCAGUUCAUGAAAUCAUCUGGACAGCUUUUGCCACUUUUGUCUGAAACUGAGAAUACACAAGAUGUCACUCCUGCAGCUCUUUUGGUUGAUGAGGACUUUUAUGAAUCAUUUGAAACUGGGCGAGAUCAUUCGAGGUUGCCCGAUGACAGAUCUAAUCUUCUCAGUGUUGAUCAGCUUCUAGAGACAGUCCCGGAUACACCAUGGCAAACUGGAAGAUUUUCAGUAUCAACAACCUCUGAUGUACCAUUCAAAGAGAUGGCUAAUCAUUGCCAGGCUCUUAUGAUUGGAAAACAGCAGAAAAUGUCCGUCUUUGCCGACAUACAACAGAAACAAGGUUUCUUAGAUGUUGGCUCCCCGAAGGACCAAUACGGGGUGCAAACAUAUCAAUGCUCCAAUAUCGAUCAAGCAGGAAAGAGUGGCAAUCCUUUCCUCAACGAAAACCUUGUAGAUAUGCAGAGACAACACAUCGACACUGGACACAAUGCGUUAGCAUCCAUCAACUUCCAUUGCCCACCCCGGUGCCUCAAGCUCCCAGCAUCAAGCCCCUACGACAACUUCCUAAAGGCUGCAGGCUGCUAGAGGGUACAUGUGAAAGUCAAUUUUCUACAGAGUGGAAAGAUAAGGAUCUCUUCUUUAGGAGUAGCUCCCACAUUUAUCUUGUGUAUACGGUAUAGCACUACAGGAUUUUCGCAUAUUCAUUUUGCUGAGAACUAUAGAAGAAAAAAAAAAAAGGUUUUUCCAGAUGUAACCUGUAUACAAAAUAAAUGCAAUAAAUUCCUGUAAACAUCCAUCAUCUCAGAUGGAGAGUUUUAGUGAAUUUUAACCUCUAAAUUACAAAACUUAUUGUUCGACAAUUCAAUUUCAGGUCACCUUAUCCUCCACCCUCAUUCAGUUUCAGGUUUAUGCAGUUCCCUCGAGACUAACUCACAUUUUUCACAAGUUCAGCACUCGACCGGGAGUGUUUUUCGUUGCCACACUAACCUGUAUGCAAAGUGUGUUUGGAGAGGAUGCUUUGGUGAACAUAAGUGCACUGAUGGAACUUGAAAGGAUACAUCAG
This is a messenger RNA of Zingiber officinale, 3854 nucleotides long. Its product is annotated as protein SEMI-ROLLED LEAF 2-like. Bases 434 to 3376 code for a protein of 980 amino acids. The transcript is spliced from 22 exons. Lineage: Eukaryota; Viridiplantae; Streptophyta; Magnoliopsida; Zingiberales; Zingiberaceae. The record is from RefSeq and is a predicted model, not a curated record.